Messenger RNA from Rubroshorea leprosula, 1864 nucleotides. Lineage: Eukaryota; Viridiplantae; Streptophyta; Magnoliopsida; Malvales; Dipterocarpaceae. The record is from the annotation of a GenBank genome assembly.
AUUAUUUAUUAUCUGUUAUAUUUAAUUGGUUAAUUUUGUUUUUUUUUGGGGUAAAAAUAGGAUCGGCCUCACUCGGUCACACCAGAUGGUGGUGGGCUUUCGUACUUUCGUUUCUUUGUGGGCUUUAAAUGGGCCUAACAAAUGCGCCAUUUCCAGUUUAUGUAAUGAUGGUUCGUGGUUCUGUCUGCGUGUGAUGAAACGCCGCGGUCAAAUUUUGAUUUCUUAACAGCACCUGAUCGGCGGCUUCAUUUCUCUCUGGAUUUCCGACGACGAUGAGGCGGUGGGGGAUAUGAUUUGCUAAUCUGAAUUGGAUCUUGGCGGGUGAUGGUAAACAUAAUGGCUACUAAGGCAAUGUUUAAAUGGUCAAAACAAAUCACCCCUUCUCAAGUGGUGCAGCUAAUACGGGCUGAAAGGAACAUAGACAAGGCUCUUUCAAUAUUUGACUCAGCGACAGCUGAGUAUGCAAAUGGUUUUCGGCAUGAUCAUAAUACUUUCAGUUUCAUGAUCUCUAGAUUAGUUUCUGCAAACAAAUUUAAACCAGCAGAAGAUCUCCUUGAUAGGAUGAAGGAAGAGACGUGUGAUAUCAGUGAAGACAUAUUCCUUUUGAUUUGUAGAGGCUAUGGUCGUGUUCACAGGCCGCUGGAGGCCAUCAGGGUCUUUGACAAAAUGAAGGAAUUCCAUUGCAAACCCACCCAAAAAUCUUAUGUUACAGUGUUUGAUAUUCUUGUGGAAGAGAACCAGUUAAAUAUGGCUAUAAGGUUUUACAGGUGUAUGAGAGAAACCGGCAUUCCAGCUUGUGUUGCUUCCCUCAAUGUGUUGAUUAAAGCCCUUUGUAAGAACAAUGGAACAAUGGAUUCUGCUCUUCAUAUAUUCCGUGAAAUGCCUAAUCGUGGGUGUCCUCCAGACUUGUAUACAUAUGGCACUCUGAUUAGUGGACUGUGUAAAUUUGGAAAAAUUAGCGAAGCAAAAGAGUUGUUCAAAGAGAUGAAGACCAAGGAUUGUUUACCGUCUGUUUUUACAUACACCUCCUUAAUACAUGGUUUGUGUCUGUCAGCCUCCAUAGAUGAAGCCUUAGGAUUACUGGAAGAGAUGAAGAGCAAAGGUAUUGAACCUAAUGUUUUUACCUAUAGUUCUUUAAUGAAUGGUCUUUGUAAGGUUGGAAAAACUUCAGCAGCAAUGGAGCUAUUGGAGACCAUGGUCAGCAAAGGAUGUUCACCCAACAAUAUCACUUACAGUACCUUGAUUGAUGGACUUUGUAAGGAAGGAAAGCUCCAAGAAGCUGUAGAGAUUCUUGACAGGAUGAAGCUUCAAGGCUUGAAACCAGAUGCAGGAUUGUAUGGGAAGAUCAUUACUGGCUUCUGUCAUAUCAAAAAGUUUGAGGAGGGUGCUAGCUUUCUUGAUGAGAUGGUUCUUGAAGGAAUCUCACCAAACAGACUAACUUGGAGUAUUCAUGUUAGGAUUCAUAAUGCAGUUGUCCAGGGCCUUUGUACCAAGGGUGACUUAACUCGAGCUUUUCAGUUGUAUCUAAGCAUGAGGACAAGGGGUAUCUCAAUCACUGUUGAAAUCUUUGACUCUCUUGUGCAAUCUUUCUGUAAGAAAGGAGACUUGCUCAAAGUUACUCAGAUAGUUGAUGAUAUGGUGAUUGAUGGAUAUGUUCCAGAAAAGGGAACAUGGAUUGGGUUAGUCACUGCAUUUUGUCAUCAAAGGAAGGUUAAAAAGCUUGCUGAGUCAUUACUGAUUGAGGUCAUUGCUGAACGGACAUAGAAAUUCAAGAUCAAGCUAUAUGAUUGAGUGCGUAACCACUGGUAUUGGUUUUCUCUUAUCUGACUCUCCUGUAACAUGUUAAUAAAACAGUUUCUUUUGG